AUGUUGCGGAACAAAAUCAAUUACAAACUCUCAAAUAAUAAUCGUUUGGGAAUUUCAUCAUCAAAUGAUGACUUUGAACACGUUCAUCAUACAACACUCCGUGAUUCGGGAUUCCGAGAGUAUGAUGAUGAUAAUGAGGAAAUUAUUGAGACUAGUAUGGCAGAUCACUCUCAAUUUCAUCAACCAGUGAGUCAUUCAAGUGGUAGCCGUAACAAUCAUCAUGUACGAUUAAUUGAGGAAGAACCUCAAGAGUACUUGCCUUCUCCUACAACAACAAGUAAAUUAAAAGAGAAACCCAAUGAUCCAUCAACACAUCCUGUCCUACAAUCAUUGAAUAUCAAACAGUUUGAAAAGAUUGCACUGAGGAAUAUAGGCAUGAAACACGAGGAAGAGGAUCCUCGUCAUGAUACAUGGAUAGCGAGAAAGAAGAGUGGAAAGGACCUGGACCAAAGUGCAGCUUCGGAUGAGGAUGAAGAAUUUGCCUCCUCUCAUCACCAUAAAAGGCUUUUAGAAGCAACCACAACCAAUCAUCAUCCCAUAGAUUCCGAAGAUGAAGACCACUCCACAUUGAGUGUUGGUUCUGUUUCGACCACUCAUACCAACACCUACACAGAUGUCGAUUCUGUGAUUGAUCCUAUUCAUCCCCAUAUCAAACACAAACAUUACUAUCCAAUACGACACAAAGCCACACGAGAGGAAAAGAUUGCCUACUCGAAAAAAGUUGGCAGAACUCUCUUUUCCAUUUUCUUGGUAAUUUUUAUGACCUCACUCACAAUUAUUGAUGUCAUUGUUUCUCCAAAAAACACAUGGGUGACUCGAUUAAGUAUUUUUGUUUCUAUGGUGAUCCUUUGGCGAUUUUUAUAUGAAUAUUUAUUUGAAAUUAUAUUUGAGUGGAUUUUGGAAUAUCUCAUUAAAGAUGAAUGA
Naegleria lovaniensis is the source of this 924-nucleotide messenger RNA. RefSeq lists its product as uncharacterized. The record is from RefSeq and is a predicted model, not a curated record. The transcript has a single exon. NCBI's taxonomy places the organism in Eukaryota, Heterolobosea, Eutetramitea, Acrasida, Naegleriidae. Bases 1 to 924 code for a protein of 307 amino acids.